Messenger RNA from Notolabrus celidotus (New Zealand spotty), 2636 nucleotides. Its product is annotated as acyl-coenzyme A thioesterase 1-like. NCBI's taxonomy places the organism in Eukaryota, Metazoa, Chordata, Actinopteri, Labriformes, Labridae. Gene Ontology annotation, molecular function: fatty acyl-CoA hydrolase activity. The transcript has 4 exons. Gene Ontology annotation, biological process: acyl-CoA metabolic process; fatty acid metabolic process. Bases 154 to 1416 code for a protein of 420 amino acids. The record is from RefSeq and is a predicted model, not a curated record.
CGUCGUUCGGCCAUGAAGAAGAAGAAGAGGUGAGUCCAACAAUCACAACUUCAUUGACAGAUCUGAAAACUUCUCGGAGCUCUUCUCUUCACAAGUACUCCUCCUGAAAGUGAGCUCUAAUCGUGUGAAGAACAGAUCUAACUCAAAGACGAGAUGUCCUCUCAGGUCAGACUGAGACUGCUGCCGAGUGCCAGGUGUUUGUUCGACGACCCGGUUCAGGUGACCGUGGCCGGGCUCAGGUCCAGACAAGUGGUCACCAUGAGAGCCAGAUCAACUGACGAGAAAGGAGUGGUCUUCAGCUCCUCUGCGACCUACAGAGCUGAUGGAGACGGAGACAUCGACUUGAACAAAGACCCCUCCCUCAGCGGGACGUACGUCGGGGUUGAGCCCAUGGGUCUGCUGUGGUCCAUGAAGGCGGACUCUUUGCACAAAAGGUUUCAGAAAAUAAAAGCUCUGAAUCCACACACCGUGAAGUUCUCUGUGCAUGAGGAGGAAGGCAAGAUGCUGGCAGAGGCGACCAAUGAGAGAGUUCUGAUGGGAGACGGGGUCAGCAGGAUACCUGUCAAAGAGGGGAAUGUUCGUGGGGUCCUGUUUACUCCUCCAGGUCCUGGUCCUUUCCCUGCUGUGCUGGAUCUGUACACGUUUGGUGGAGGUGUCUCGGAGAAAAGAGCGUCUCUGCUGGCUAACCGAGGGUUUGUGGUCCUGACUGUCGCGCUGUACGGCCAUGAUGACAUGCCCAAAAAUAUAUCAGAAAUCCAUCUGGAUUACUUUGAAGAGGCGAUUGAGUUUUUAAGAAACCAUGAGAAGGUGGGCGGUAAAGGAGUCGGUGUGAUAUCGAUUUCUAAAAGUGGAGACCUUGCACUUUCAGCAGCGACCUACCUCUCAGGUGUCGAGGCCACCGUGUGGAUUAACGGACACUCUGCGAACACCAUUUACCCUCUCUACUACAAGAAGACUUUAACCCUUCCUCCGUUAAUGUUUGACUUCGACAAGAUCAUCCCCGCUGAGUCAGGAGCCUGCAUUAUCAAGCAUGGAGUUCAUGAUCCCACAGCGGAGGAGAACAAAGCCACCCUGGUCCCCAUUGAAAAAGCAAAGGGUCACUUCCUCUUUGUGGUUUCUGAAGACGACCUGAACUGGGACAGUAAGGGUUACUCAGAGGAGAUGGUGGCGAGACUGAAGCAUCAUGGGAAGGAUAACUUUGAGAGUGUGUGUUACCCUGGAGCGGGACAUUACCUGGAGCCGCCGUAUGGACCCUACUGCCCCUCCGCCUAUCAUGGGGUUGUGAAGAGAGUAGUGCUGUGGGGGGGUGAGCCCAGGUCUCAUGCUGCAGCUGAGGUCCACAUGUGGAAGAAGAUCCAGGAGUUCUUCAGAGUUAAACUGAGCUGUGAUGCUUCAAAAACUCAAGCCAAGUUAUAGAAACAAACAUGGGAGGUUUCAAAAAACGCAGCUGUCUGGACGGCUGCAAAAACACUUUUGUUCUCUUGAGUUUAUUUUCUCACUUGUGACAACAACACUGAAGCUUUUUACAAAUAACUCACUAUCCCACAUUAUUUUAAGACUUUAAGUUAUGCAUUUGAGUUAAACACAAGGUAUUUGUGCUGAAAGAAAGGAUGAGCGCUUCAGUGAAGAAAUCCACCCCACUAUGCCCUCUGCUGAUGAGUUUUGUACCUACCCCAUGGCUCCUCAUGUCCCCCCAAAGCCUGAGAUAGAAAGGACAGAUGGGCAGCGAGAGCCAGCACAUCACUAGGGUUAUCAAGUGGGCUCCUCCCUUCACUGAUGUUUCCUUUAGUUAGGCCCACGACACCUCAGAGAGGCUAAACAGUUAACUCUGGCAUCCCAGAGCAACCCCCCUCCAUGCAUGCUCCCACUGUCCAUCACAUCCACUACACAACACCCCACUUUAAAAACCCAACCCAUACAGGAUCACCACAUUCAACGGACCCAGGCUCCCUACAUGCAAGCUCCAGGUAGUGACAACACCGAUACUACCUACUCUACCACCUGGACCCGAGCAGCCCCCACCACCCAACACACAACAAGAAGAGUCUGCAGCUAGAUACUAGAAGACAGGGGAGGCGGAGCCUUGAUGAGUUGCCGGUCUAAGCUAUAACUCACCCCUGCUGGUCUGCAUAAUCUGUUUGAGUAACCUCUGGCGGUAUGUUUGGAGUCACUUUAGCUAAUUCAGUCCAUAAGUUUUCAUGCAUUUUUUUGAUACCUGAGUUUCUAUGCAGUUAACAGUGCGAAGCCCAAAAUGAUGGACUUCAAAGCUAGCUUCAAAGUGCUCAAGUCCACAAACCAAUGGGUGGCCUCACAUUUUCUACCUUUUCUAUAUAAUCAAUGAAGCAGUCAGUUUUAUUGAUCUGCUCUGAAGUGAUUAGCUAAAUGAACUGAUGAAUGAACUGAUAAAUUGAAAAUUGUGGCAGAAUAAAAAGGAUGUAGAGGUAGAUAUCUUGUUUUCAUUCAUGUGCAUAUGUUGAGAUAAAUAACUGAUGUCAUUUUAUUGUAAUGUCAGAAGUACGGUUCAUUGAAACAGUGCAAAGUAAUAAUAAUAUAAAAGAAAAUCUGUUGUUAAAUGUUAGAAAUUCUUUGCAAAGUGAUCAAGCAGAAUAAAGAUAAUAAAUAAUGAGGAAAUAUUA